Messenger RNA from Penicillium longicatenatum, 999 nucleotides. RefSeq names its product GPI anchored serine-threonine rich family protein. NCBI's taxonomy places the organism in Eukaryota, Fungi, Ascomycota, Eurotiomycetes, Eurotiales, Aspergillaceae. The transcript has 6 exons. The record is from RefSeq and is a predicted model, not a curated record. The coding region runs from base 1 to 999 and encodes 332 amino acids.
AUGCGCAUCGCCUUCUCUUCUUCCCUGUUGGCCUUCGCCGCCACAGCUGCAGGUCUCCGUAUCCUCAGUCCAGCCAUUGAUCAAAAGGUGGAGCAGGACGACACCAUCACAGUCCGAUGGGAGGCCGUGUCGACCGAUCCCCCGAAGAUGGAUAUUUAUCUGGUCAAUCAGAAUGCGUACCCAAACACCCAAGAAGUGAUUGCUACAGGUGUAGACACCAGCCUCGGAAAGUACACCAUUAAAGCCAAGGAUGUUGGUGAUGUUGACACUGGUGGCGGUUACCAGGUCAACUUUGUGUCCACAACCGGUGGCGGCAUUCUGGCUCAGUCGCAGCAGUUCAAAGUGACGCCAUCUAAGGCUGAAGCCUCUAGCUCUGGUAAGAUGACCAGUACUGCUAGUGAAAGUUUAUCCACUUCUGCCUCUAUCUCUGCCUUCUUCUACUGCUUCUUCGAGCGCUACUCACACCUCCACCAGUGCGUCUACCUCUGCCACUUCUCCUUCAUCUACUGCUUCACCUACUUCUACUUCUGCCCAUACCUCAUCUGCUAUGACGAGUUCUACCAGUGCGUCCACCCCUGUUGCGUCUUCCAGUUCUUUCUCAAAAAACACAACCCCUUCAAGCACUGUGUCAGCCACAAGCUCUUCGCACUUUUCCAUGACUCACUCCUCUACAUCAGCCCAUUCCUCUUCCAUGUCGUCCACAAUGUGGACUUCCACAAAGAUGCCCUCUUCUACUAUGUCCUCCUCUUUUGUGUCUUCCACAAAGACCCCAUCUUCUUCUAUGUCAUCGUCCUCUUUCUCUCGCACUCCUUCUUCGUCUCGCACCCGAGCUCUUCCACUACGGCCUCCAUGGAAACGUCAACUACCACUAAGCAUGAGAAGACCGCGACUUCCACAGAGAGCGCAUCGGCUACCAGCACCUCGAACGCAGCUGGCUACCUGAUGCCCCCGACCCAGGCCGGUGGCCUGCUGCUGGGACUCUUUGCUCUGGCUCUUUAA